AUCAAACCAUGACUCCCAACAUUAUUACCGAAGCUCAUUCACACUCAUUCGGCUCUCGAAUGACGGUGGCUCAGAGAAAAGAGGCACAUGAAUUGAGAAAGACUCUCAAGCCACUGAUGGAAAAGAGAAGGCGUGCUCGCAUUAAUGAGAGCCUCAAUAACUUGAAAACACUCAUACUCCCGCUGGUCGGCAAAGACGCUUCACGCUAUUCAAAACUCGAGAAAGCUGACAUUCUUGAAAUGACAGUCCGGUUCCUCAGAGAUCUGCCUUCCUCAUCAGCUAAAGGUCAAACAGACAGCUAUAAUGAGGGAUAUAAAGCCUGUUUGCAGCGCAUUUCUACGCUCCUGCCCCAAUCCAACCUUGACACAGACACCCAUCAUCGCGUCAACGAGUUCAUCCAGCACUCGAUGGUGUCUGCUACAUCGGCCUGCCAGAACUGCUGUGCGCAGAGCUCCAGAAUGGUUUCAGAAAUGCACCAGAGACUUGUGAGCAUCAGGAACAACAUCUCUGCGACGGCAAACCACACCGUCAGUACCGCGUCAGCUUCAAGCCAACCCCAGCCUGAACCACAAGCAGCUGCGGACAUGUGGAGGCCGUGGUGACCAAGCACACACAGUCCAAGAGACUUCAGGGAAAUUGUUUACAUUUGACUUUGUAUAUUAUUUAUUAGUCGUAGUAAGUUUUGGAUUAAAAGAAAUGUGAAGUGAUGGAGAUUACAUGUAAGGAUGUUAAAGGAUUUAAUGCCUAAAAUGUGGCUAAUUUAAAGACAGCCAAAGAGCACAGAUCAUGGAAGCAGUUGCAUUCUA
Xyrauchen texanus (razorback sucker) is the source of this 806-nucleotide messenger RNA. RefSeq names its product hes family bHLH transcription factor 2, tandem duplicate 1 (gene hes2.1). Gene Ontology annotation, molecular function: protein dimerization activity; DNA-binding transcription factor activity, RNA polymerase II-specific; RNA polymerase II cis-regulatory region sequence-specific DNA binding. Gene Ontology annotation, cellular component: nucleus. Lineage: Eukaryota; Metazoa; Chordata; Actinopteri; Cypriniformes; Catostomidae. The record is from RefSeq and is a predicted model, not a curated record. The transcript is spliced from 4 exons. The coding region runs from base 9 to 602 and encodes 197 amino acids. Gene Ontology annotation, biological process: regulation of neurogenesis; regulation of transcription by RNA polymerase II; anterior/posterior pattern specification.